Messenger RNA from Heterostelium album PN500, 3363 nucleotides. RefSeq names its product regulator of chromosome condensation domain-containing protein. The transcript is spliced from 8 exons. NCBI's taxonomy places the organism in Eukaryota, Evosea, Eumycetozoa, Acytosteliales, Acytosteliaceae. Bases 1 to 3363 code for a protein of 1120 amino acids. The record is from RefSeq and is a predicted model, not a curated record.
AUGUGUUUUUGCAAAUCAAACCUACAAUUGUUGAAAUCGUCGGUACCCCGGAAGUCUGAAAAGACACCAAUUGUAUUUAAUAACAGAUUGUUAAAUAAGUUGAUAUUCAAAUAUGUUGUUGACAUAUUAAGUUUUAAUAGCAAAAGCAAACUCUUUAGGUGGGACGAACUUGUAAACAGUCCUGCAUUACUUGCAGGCAACAACUAUCUAAAAUUACUCAAAAGAUAUCAUCAAGAAGAAAAUCAGAGUAGUGAUUCAAUGGCAAAAGUUUUAGAGAAUGCAAUCAGAGGUGGGAGUAUGGAGAUGUUUCAAUAUUUGUUGGACCACUACCGGAUGGACCAACGCGCAAAACUACCAAAGGCAUUCGUCGUUCAGAAGCUAAUGAUAGAUUCAUCGGUCUAUCGUAGAGUGGACUUUGUUCAUUAUCUUUUGCAGAGAUAUCAAGAGUUUGCAUGGUCAUACGGAACGAUGAUGCUGCACGUACCGUACUCUGGUGAUAUCGAGCAAUUGAAAUUCUUUUCCGAUCGAUUCAAAUCCAACGAUAUCAACUAUAUGAUUUUCGAGAAAGCAGCUUCAGCCGGACAAGUCGAAAUGAUCAAAUGGUUGGCGACCAAUCGCUCUAAGGGCAUUGAAAAGAGUAAUAUGUUUACCAUUGCUGCAGACAAUGGACAUUUUGAAUUAGUAAAAUUUUUGUACGAGAAUGGUGGUCGUGGUUAUCUGCCAGGUGAUAGCGCAGCUAAAUAUACACUUGAAAUGGUAAAAUGGUUUAACAACACUAAAGGUAGUUAUUUCACAAAUAUGGCAAUGACCAACGCAGCUGAGAACGGUAAGCUCGAUAUUGUAAUAUGGCUCAACGAAAACCGAACAGAACAAUGUCUUCCGAAUACCGUUAACCUGUCGGCGAAUAACGGACACCUCGAAGUAGUGAAAUGGUUCUACGAGAAUAGAACGGAGAGAUUCUCUGGUGAUAUAUUUGAAAUUGUUAAGAAUGGAUAUUUCGAUCUACUCAAAUAUCUUUAUGCUCAGCACUGCAGCGGUGGUGGUGAUGGAAACAAGCUACACUUUGUCGAACAACCUACGGUGGGUGCAGCGAGAUCCGGCCACAUAGAUAUUCUUAAGUGGCUCUAUGAAAAUGGAAUGGAUGGCGGCGGUGGCAGUGGCACCGAAGAAUUGUCUCUCUCCGCAGCGAUAUUCCAGAGUCAAAUCGAGGUUGCCGAAUGGCUAAUCAAAAACAAAGAGAUUAACUUUGAAAAGCUACCAUACAAAAAUUCACAUGGACAGCUAGGUACUAAUUUAACAGAUGGUGAUCAUAAUAAAUUGGUUUAUGAUCAAGAUAACUUUACACCUGUUCCAACAUUAUAUAAAGGUGAAGUCAGGUAUAUUUCAACGGGUGUGUUGCACUCUGGUAUUAUCAAUACCAAUGGAGAGUUGUUUACUUUUGGAAGUGGUAGUUUUUUCAAGUUGGGUAUAGGUAAUUCCGAAGAUUACAAGAUUCCACAGAUUGUUCAUGUAGCUCCAGGCCACAAGGUAUCAAUGGUUGCCUGUGCCAACGAGCAUACAUUGGCACUUGCCAAUGGAAAGAUAUAUUCGUGGGUAAAGGUUGCCAAUCUCUCGGUGGGUGAUCGGCAUAUGGGUGCUGUUGAUACCGACGGCUGGAUUUAUACUUGGGGUUCGAAUGGCGAGUUGCAAUUGGGUAUGGACGGAGGUGACAAGAACACACCGACGAUGAACACAAAGCUGCGAUGUGAAAUUCAACAGAUUGAAUGUGGUGGAACAUUCACCGCUGUCAUAUCAAAGGACGACGAUAACAACAGUCUCUAUGUGUUUGGACAGUUUGCAAACAUCCACGUCAGUUCGACGCCAAAGAAGUUCAUGACUGGCGUCGAGUCGGUGUCGUGCUCACACGACUGCAGCAACAAUCUACUGGCGAUAAAGAAGAACGGUGAGGUUUGGAGUGCUGGUUGGUCGCGUUAUGGACAGGCUGGAACAGUCGAUGAAGUAGCACAGUUUGGAAAGUUGGCAUCGAUCAUAGCCAAGCCUGUAAUGGUUGCAUGCGGGGCCUACCACAGUGCAAUGCUAUUCACCGAUCCCGUGGAGAUUGCAUUCCAAUUGGUUUGGUCGAAUCAUCUGGAAAUGGCGUACAACGUCGCAUCCAAAUAUUACGACAAAGUUUUACUACACUCCAACUCUGACGGUGACAGUUUCUUGCAUAUCAUCGCCAAGAAAAGAAUACAACAACAACCGGAAGUUUUUAAACUAUUUACAUUGAUAAACAAGCUCAAUGGAGCAGGAAGACCUCCCUUCUUUUACAAUGGUUCGCUACUAAAGUGGUAUAAGCUAAAUAUGCCUGAUAUUUACUUUAGAGACAGAGAGGGACAGACUUGUCUGCAUUACUAUUGCAAAAACAACAUGUACGACGACAUUCCUCAUAUAUUGUCGUACUCUGCAUUCGACGAGCGUGUAAGAGACAGUGAAAUGAAACGAGCAUUCGAGUAUAUACCAAAGGACAUUGCAUUCAAGUUGAAGAAACGAUUCGAUAUUGCAGACAUCGGUAUUAUCUAUCACAAACAAAACAAGUCGUUGGCAGAGCGCAUUAAAAAAUCGAUAGAGGAGACACAGAUCACCUGCGAGCUGAUACACGACACUGACAACGUUAAGAAGCGAUGUAUUGGUUAUGUAUUCUUGGUUUCAAAGGUAUCGUUGGAGACAGAGUUCACUCGUGAUCUGCUUGUCAACGUCUUGGUGAAGAGUCCUAUGAUUUCCAUUUGGGCAGAGAAACUGGCCAUCAAAGAUCCGACACUGGAAUCAUGUAUCUAUCGUUCGCAACUCGUAGAUUUCUCACAGGAGGGACUCUACCACGAUUCUCUAUCGACAUUACUCGAGGGUAUUGACAAUCUGAUGCAAUUCAUUCCAAAGGAACAGGCGGAAGCAGAGGAAUCCGACUUGAAGGUGGACAGCGAGUUUGUCAAGAUCUCCGGUGAGGAGUCGAUCUACAUCAGCUACGACACCAGUAAACAACAGCAAUAUUCAGCGCUGUUCAAGUUUCUGGAGCAACAAAAGAUCACUGUCGUCUCGAAGGAACAAGGAUUGCUAUCGAGUUGGGUGGUCGUUGUCAUUAUCAAUUCAAAGGAUUUCUCAGCACAGACAAGAGAUGAGAUCUCUCUAGCAGAGAACAGAAACAAGCCAGUCAUUCCCAUCUACUACGAAGAGGGUAGUCUUGACCAAGGUUCGAUCUACACCUUUGCAAACUCACCAAAACUCAGAUUCGACGACGAGAGUUUCCACCAACUACUUACACUCAUCAAAUUGAACUAUCAUUAUCUUCAUAAUUCUUCAAAGUUAUUCAAUUUAUUAAAACAAUAA